GCAACCUGCACCUGAACGUCUGUGUAACACUGUAUCACACUUGUGUAACCACCACUACACCCCACCGCGUUAGGCACCCUGGCAUAUCAGGUCUAGUAAGUCUUGGUAACCUGCUCUGAACGGCAACUGUUGGGGUUGUCAGCCGCAAAAGACGCCGCAAAAGGUCGACUAUUUGAUGGGUUAUGUCGAAUAGAGAAGGGGGGUUACAGUGUUACCCCGCAUGUGCUGCAGAGGUGAUGUGACAUGAUGCUGCGGUUGGGGGUUUGUGCGACAGAGGGGGAGAGAUGGGAAUAGUGGCUCAUUGCCAAGACGUUAGAUAUGAGUGUGGACAUUUGUUGGAGAAUUCCAACGUGAGAAAACGGGAACGACAGUACUGACAGCCUGCCCCCCCCGACGACGUUCGUCUCACUACCUCUUUGCACUCAAUUUUAAGCCGUGAUAAGAGAAAUCUGAGAAAAUGGCUACCUCAACUGACGCCCAGGAGUUCUCCUCCAUCAAGUUCGACUACCUCAUCAUCGGCGGCGGCACAGCUGGUCUCGCCGUCGCCUCCCGUCUAGCCGAAAUCCCCUCCCUCACCAUCGGCGUCCUCGAAGCAGGGAAAAGCGGUUAUGGCGACGACAACAUUGACAUCCCAGCCUACUCUGGCCGAGCACUGGGAGGACCCUACGACUGGCACUUCCAGACCACGCCCCAGCCCGGUCUCGGCGGACGAACUCUCCCAUGGAACCGGGGGAAGGUCCUAGGCGGAUCAAGUGCGCUAAAUUAUAUGACUUGGAAUCGUGGAAGCAAGGAGGAUUAUAAUGCCUGGGAGGAGCUGGGGAAUGAUGGUUGGGGGUGGGAUUCUCUCCUCCCUUACUUCAAAAGGUCAGAACGAUUCCACCCGCCUCCGCCGAACUUUAAGGACAACCACCAGGCUUCGUACAACGAGCCAAACAGCUUCCUGGGGGAAGAUGGGCCCAUCAAUGUCUCAUACACUCGAGACUUCUCGCCUUCGCAUGCUCUGUGGCAUGCAACCUUCAACGAGGUGGGGGUCGAGUCAAAUCCAGCUCACUUGGACGGAUCAAAUGUGGGUGUGUGGACUACCAUUGUGGCCGUCAACCCAGAGACCGCCACAAGAUCCUAUGCGACUCAUUACUGCUUGAUGCCGCCUGUGAAUCUGCAUAUCCUUACUGAGGCUCUCGUUGAGCAAGUCGUUCUGGAUAAGAAGGACGGGGAAUGGGCUGCUACUGGCGUGCGGUUCAGUCAUUACGGGAAGCAAUAUGUCGCCUCAGCUGCUCGAGAGGUCAUCCUGUCAGCAGGCAGCGUCCAGUCAUCACAGCUUUUGGAGUUGUCCGGUGUUGGCCGGGCUGAUGUUCUGGGUGCUGCGGGAAUUCCGUUAAAGGUUGAGAGUCCAAACGUGGGUGAAAACCUGCAGGAGCAUAUCAUGCUCCCAAUGGUCUUCGAAGUAGACCCCAAGCUCCCCCAUCCAGACGACCUGUUCAUCGAAGAAAUCGCCGCCACUGCCUACGAGCAAUACCAAAGAGAAAAGUCCGGUCGUUUGACCGUCCUCCCCUGCUCGAUGGCAUAUCUUCCCGUUUCCAAGCUGGCACCCGAAGAAGAUGUGGCUUCGCUCUCGUCCAGGUCCCAACAGUUGGAACGUUAUGGCGCCGAGCAAACAUCUAUCCUCUCUAGCAGGUUCGACACCGACAAACAGCUCGGCCAAGUCGAAUUCGUCUUUGAUCUCGGCAACUGGAACCCGUCGUUUGCGCCUAAGGAAGAGGGCAAGAGAUACUGCUCCAUGUUGUUGGUGCUGCAGUAUCCCUACUCGAGAGGGUCCAUCCAUAUCGAUCCUAAAGAUGGACCAACCGCUGAUGGGGUACCGGCCACCGCGCACCAACAGCCGGUGAUUGAUCCGCAGUAUUAUGUUGGUCCUCAUGGGGAGCUCGACCUUGAGAUUAUGCUACAUGGUGCCAAGUUUGCGCAAAAGAUUUGCUCGACUAAGCCAUUGAAGAAUGUCAUCCUCGGUCCUGCUUCUCCUUCGUCGGCAGUGGUCUCUGAUGAAGACCUGAGAGGAUGGAUUGUUGAGAAUACCAUCACAGACUGGCAUCCGAUAGGGACCUGUGCGAUGGGCGGUCGUGCUGGGCAGGCAGGCGGUGUCGUUGAUGAACGGCUCAGGGUGUACGGCGUGAAGGGGUUGAGAGUGAUCGAUGCAAGCGUGAUGCCGCUGCAUAUCAGCGCGCAUUUGCAGGCUACGGUUUAUGCUAUUGGUGAGAAGGGAGCCGACAUGAUCUUGGAAGAUGCUGGACUCCGAAGUUAGUGGUCAUUAGCCUGCGGAGUUUCAAACAAAUCUCUCGGCCGGUAGAGUGAAUAUUGAAUGAGAUUCUGCAAAUAGCCACGAGAUGGAGUCGAAAACGAGACAACUUGAUAACCUUCCUAAAGGCAGGUCUCGGCUGCCAACUGGGUUCCGGGCCGACUGGAGGUUGAAGAUGACUUGAACAUCACUUGCGAAUGCUGCUGCCCACACCGAAUGUGACUCAAGAUCGAAAGUUGACCCAUUUUCGCAAUGGUGUAUGGAGUGAUGGGG
Messenger RNA from Podospora pseudocomata, 2563 nucleotides. RefSeq lists its product as uncharacterized. Lineage: Eukaryota; Fungi; Ascomycota; Sordariomycetes; Sordariales; Podosporaceae. Bases 458 to 2296 code for a protein of 612 amino acids. The record is from RefSeq and is a predicted model, not a curated record. The transcript has 3 exons. Gene Ontology annotation, molecular function: flavin adenine dinucleotide binding; oxidoreductase activity, acting on CH-OH group of donors.